AUGCGCGUACAGACAGACUCAUUCUUUCUAUCGAUUCAACUUUUUUUUUCUCUUUAUCUCUUCUACUCCUGGAAUCUUGUCUUUCUUUUUCUUCCUUAUCUUUUUUCAGUCACUUUUUUUUCUUUUUCGAUUUUCAUUUUCUUCUUUUUACAAUCCGCCACUUUGCAACUUUCCAUCACUUACUUGUGUUCUUUCUUUCGCUUUUUUUUCCUUUCUUCUCACUCAUGCAAUCUUUCUCUCUCUCUAUCUCUCUUUCUUUCUUUGUAUUCAUUUUUCUCUAUCUCUCUCUAUUUCUCUCUCUCUUUUCUUCUCUCACACUUUUCUUUACUCUUUCUCUUCCGCGCUCAUAAUUUUCUGUCACACCCUUCUACAUCAAAAUUUUCUUUUUGUCCAACCCCUUUUCUAAUUAUCUCUCCUACUGUCUUUCGUGUAUUCACUGUCUCCAUAAAAACAUCUCUCUCUCUCUCUCUCUCUCUCUCUCAUUUUCUAAAUCUCACCUACACAUACAUUUCUUUUUAA
Molecule: messenger RNA, 519 nt
Organism: Acanthosepion pharaonis
Lineage: Eukaryota; Metazoa; Mollusca; Cephalopoda; Sepiida; Sepiidae
Source: the annotation of a GenBank genome assembly